AUGUUCCUACAGCGUACCGCCUCCGCCUUCGCGCGGCGCUCUCCUGCCCGCGCUUUCACUCUUGCUCAGCGCCCGUUCUCCUCGUCCAUCGUGCGCAGCAACGAGAAGAAGUGGGCCCCCAAGGAUGAAGGCAAGACCUUGUCCUUCGACGAGAUCAAGAAUGAGGACGACCUGAUUCCCCCGGGUGCCAAGCCCGGUACCGUUCCUACCGACUACAUCCAGGCCACCGGUCUCGAACGUCUCGAGCUUAUCGGAAAGAUGCAGGGUAUCGACAUCUUCGACAUGCGUCCCCUGGAUGCCUCCCGCAAGGGAACCCUCGAGAACCCCAUCAUUGUCAGCGGUGCCGGUGAUGAGCAGUACGCCGGUUGCACUGGCUACCCCGUAGACUCCCACCAGGUUAACUGGCUGACGGUAUCCCGCGAGCGCCCCAUUGAGCGCUGCAACGAGUGCGGCAACGUCGUCAAGCUGAACUACGUUGGACCCGAGGAGGACCCUAACUCCCACGACCACGACCACGGUCACCACCACCCCCCUCACGAGGAGCCCAAGACCUUCGCCGACUACGUCAAGCCUGAUUACUGGUACCGGUAA
Penicillium cinerascens is the source of this 591-nucleotide messenger RNA. It is a transcript of the gene cox5b, whose product is annotated as cytochrome c oxidase subunit IV. The coding region runs from base 1 to 591 and encodes 196 amino acids. The transcript is spliced from 6 exons. The record is from RefSeq and is a predicted model, not a curated record. Gene Ontology annotation, biological process: mitochondrial electron transport, cytochrome c to oxygen. NCBI's taxonomy places the organism in Eukaryota, Fungi, Ascomycota, Eurotiomycetes, Eurotiales, Aspergillaceae. Gene Ontology annotation, cellular component: mitochondrial envelope.